Tribolium castaneum (red flour beetle) is the source of this 1734-nucleotide messenger RNA. It is a transcript of the gene Nop60B, whose product is annotated as Nucleolar protein at 60B. Gene Ontology annotation, biological process: rRNA pseudouridine synthesis; mRNA pseudouridine synthesis; snRNA pseudouridine synthesis. Gene Ontology annotation, cellular component: box H/ACA snoRNP complex. The record is from RefSeq and is a predicted model, not a curated record. The coding region runs from base 105 to 1613 and encodes 502 amino acids. The transcript is spliced from 9 exons. NCBI's taxonomy places the organism in Eukaryota, Metazoa, Arthropoda, Insecta, Coleoptera, Tenebrionidae. Gene Ontology annotation, molecular function: RNA binding; pseudouridine synthase activity.
UUUUUUCAGUAGCGCCACUUAAAAUCUGUCAAAAUUGUUGUUAGUUGUCAAAAAACUAACCCUACUUUCUGUGUCGGAUGCACGUGUUGGUUAUUUUCUAAGCGAUGUCUGAGUUUGAGGCGGAUACGCCCGUUAGGGAGAAGAAAAAGAAGAAAAGCAAGGGCGACAAAGACUUGGGGAACCUUCAAAAAGGCUCCGAAUUUGCAGUGGAGCCCUCCUCAGUGAUUGCAAAGUUGGACAGUUCCAAGUGGCCCUUGUUGUUAAAGUAUUUUGACCGUUUGAAUGUGAGAACGAACCAUUACGUACCUUUGCCGUUUGGUUCUUCCCCUUUACGAAGGGAAAUUUCCGAUUAUGUUAAGUCAGGUUACAUUAACCUGGACAAGCCCAGUAAUCCAAGCAGUCACGAAGUUGUAGCUUGGAUUAAAAGGAUUUUGAAAGUGGAAAAAACAGGUCAUUCGGGUACUUUAGAUCCGAAAGUUACAGGUUGUUUAAUUGUGUGCAUUGAACGCGCUACCAGACUGGUUAAAUCCCAGCAAGCUGCAGGGAAAGAGUACGUGGCUGUGUUUAAAUUGCAUUCAACUGUACAGGGAGGGACCCCAAAAGUGCUCCAAGGGUUGGAGAAGCUCCGAGGGGCCUUGUUUCAAAGACCCCCAUUAAUUUCGGCCGUUAAGAGACAGUUGAGGGUUCGCACGGUCUAUGAUAGCAAAUUAUUCCAAUAUGAUGAAAGCCGAAAUAUGGGCGUGUUUUGGGUUAGUUGCGAGGCUGGUUCCUACAUUCGUACAAUGUGUGUUCAUUUGGGUUUGGUUUUGGGCGUUGGAGGCCAAAUGUUGGAACUUCGAAGAGUUCGUUCGGGAAUUCAGAGCGAACAAGAUCAAAUGGCCACAAUGCAUGAUGUUUUAGACGCUCAAUGGCUUUACGAGAAUCACAAAGAUGAGAAUUACCUGCGACGAGUGAUUCGGCCUUUGGAAGGCCUUUUGGUCAAACACAAAAGGAUAAUUAUGAAAGACAGCUCGGUAAACGCGGUUUGCUAUGGAGCUAAAAUUUUGCUACCGGGUAUUUUACGCUAUGAAGACAAUAUUGAACUUAACGAAGAAAUUGUUAUUGUGACCACUAAAGGGGAAGCCAUAGCACUAGGGAUUGCACUGAUGACCACUGCAACAAUAGCCAGUUGUGACCACGGAGUUGUCGCGAAAAUCAAACGUGUGAUAAUGGAACGAGACACUUAUCCAAGAAAAUGGGGCUUGGGACCACGAACAAGCCAGAAAAAAAUUCUUAUUGCAAAAGGACAGCUCGACAAAUACGGAAAACCGAACGAAAAUACGCCCAAAGAAUGGCUAAAUAGUUACGUUGAUUAUUCUGUUAAGAAAGAGGACACCAAGGACGAUGAAGAUGAUAAAAAACGUAAAUUAGCGGACACGUCAAUGCAGUCCGAUACAGCGAGUCCGAAAGAGAAGAAGAAGAAACGGAAGAAGGUCGAAGGUGAGGAAAGCACUGUUGAAGAAGCGACAGCAGUGUCAGAGGAAACUGCUGAAGAUAAUGGGGAGGAAAAAAAGAAAAAGAAGAAAAAGAAAAAGGAUAAGAGUAAAGAUAGGGAGGAAGAGGAAGCGGAAUGAACUAUUUUGUUUUGCAUUUUUAUAUUGUAGCUCUACAAUACUACAUUAAUAGAAUUAAGUUUAAAUUCUUUCUAAGAUAAACACAGUCGUGUUAAGCGAAAAUAAAUGCAAUUUUAUCGUA